GGUCACUGUUUUGCGCAUGCGCACGUCAUUACGUUGAGCGCCCGUGAGAAGCUGCGUUGAACCGCUGGAUCAGUAGCACAACAUGUCAGAGAAGAAACAAACAGUGGAUUUGGGACUCUUGGAGGAGGAUGAUGAAUUUGAAGAAUUCCCAGCAGAGGACUGGACGGGCCUGGAUGAAGAUGAGGACGCUCACGUUUGGGAAGAUAACUGGGAUGAUGACAACGUAGAGGACGACUUUUCUAAUCAGCUGAGAUCGGAGCUUGAAAAACAUGGAUACAAGAUGGAAACCUCUUAACAUUGGACUGCUUGAGCUGAAAAAGGAUUUUUCCACAUUUGAAUAUUGUCAGUUUGUUCUGUCAACAGAAAAUAUGAGUUCUCUCAUUACUUCUGUAAGAAGCCCGGGUCAGCUGAAACUGAUAUCAAUAUUUUUCCCCUCCCUUAUGUACAAUUUUUGUUAAUAAUUGUGAUAAUAAAGAAUUGUUUUCCCUA
Messenger RNA from Puntigrus tetrazona (Sumatra barb), 489 nucleotides. RefSeq names its product SEM1 26S proteasome subunit (gene sem1). The coding region runs from base 83 to 295 and encodes 70 amino acids. The transcript has 3 exons. The record is from RefSeq and is a predicted model, not a curated record. Gene Ontology annotation, cellular component: proteasome complex; proteasome regulatory particle, lid subcomplex. Gene Ontology annotation, biological process: double-strand break repair via homologous recombination; mRNA export from nucleus; proteasome assembly. NCBI's taxonomy places the organism in Eukaryota, Metazoa, Chordata, Actinopteri, Cypriniformes, Cyprinidae.